AAAGACAAUUUUUGCACAGAAACCAUUUCAGCUACCGACGCGCAACUGCUCUCUUACAUUUUCUUCGUCUUUCUCUCCAUUUUCGUCGCAAUCUCUCCAACAAAAGAAAAAGCAAAUCAACUCGCUAUCGCAUUUUAAUUAUUUAACUGCAAUGAAGAUUUCCGCACUCGUUUUGGCCAUUGGUUUGGUGGCCAUAGUCAACGCUCAGUUAAUCGACUACGAUCAACUAGCCGGCGGUUUUGGUCUGCGCAAAUUGACCAAAAAGAUCGAACGUUCUACCAACAAUUAUCAGAACCAACCAAUUCAGCAGCCAUCCGCUGGUAAUUACCAACAGCCACAAAUCGGCGGAGGUUAUCAACCACAAGCGUCGGCCAUCACCUCGUCCUAUCAACAACCGAAUGCCGCGGGAGGAGGUUAUCAACCAUCGGCCAGCAACGGUUACAGCAACCAACAGCAAAAUAAGGAGCCAGCAGCGGCGACUUACCAGAAUGAAAAAUCUGCGACCGGAACGUAUGGAUCGAGCAACGCGUACGACUCUGCAAAGAAGGAAAAGGGAAUGCCUUACGAUUUCUCUUGGGCGGUGAAGGACGAGCCAACCAACAACGACUACGCCCAUCAGGAAAAGAGCGACGGUUAUGUUGUGACUGGAUCCUAUCGCAUUUUGCUUCCGGAUGGACGUACGCAAAUCGUUACCUAUCGGGUAGAAGGGGACAGUGGAUUCGUCGCCAAAGUUAAAUACGAAGGAGAAGCCAAACCUUACGUAGCCCCAGCUAAAAGCAAUUACGGCUCUUCAUCGUCCGGCUACCAACAGCAAGGAUCGACAGCUGGAUCUGCCGGCUACAAUCAGGCAACGACCUCUUCAUCCAACUACGCAAACCAACAACAAGCAACUGCCUACGGAGGAGCUGCUGGACAAUCAGGAAUUGGUCAAUCGUCACAAGGAUCAUCCAGUUACAAUAAUGUGCCGAAACCAACGACUGAUGUUUACGCACCUCCCAGCAGUUCACCGGCGCAACAACAGGCCACCACCAACUACGGACAGCAGCAAUCAGCAGGUGGAAACAGUUAUGGAUCUUCUUAUGAUGGCAGCAAAUCCACUGGAGGACCAGCUUAUGGCGCAGCUGCUGCCGGACAGAAUAGUUACGGGUCCUCCUCUCAGGCAUCCCAGCCACAAGCUGCUGCUUACAGCGGAAAUAUCCAGAAACCGGCUCAAAGUUAUUUAACUCCUCCACUUCCCACGGCUGCUGCUGGAUCACCUGCUGGUUAUGGAGCUAAUGGGCAACCAUCCAGUUACGGCUCUCCCCAAGCAUCAGCAGCCUCUUACGAACAGAUUAAACCCUCUGACAGCUACUUGCCUCCUCCUCCUCCUCCACCGGCUGCUGCUGCUGCUUCUUACCCAUCUUCGGCUGGACAAGCCAACUACGGAGGUACGACGCAACAAACUUCUUCGUCAGGUUAUGGAUCUUCAUCCACUUCCCAAGUUUCAUCGUCGUCGUCUGCGUACGAGAAUGUGCAGAAGCCGUCCGAAGAUUACUUGCCGCCGCCGCCGCCUCCUCCUUCGACCUAUCAGUCUGCUCCCGCUGCUGGACAACAAUCUUCUUCAACUAGUUACGGUUCGUCUGCUUCCCAGGGAUCCGCAGCUCCUCUAUCUAAAGAACAGAAUAAGCCAUCCGACAGUUAUUUACCUCCUCCUGCCUCCACAGUAACUGCUGCCUACUCUUCACCUGCUACUGGACCAUCCAAUUACGCAGCUACCGGACAACAAUCUUCUUCCCAGGGACCCGCCAUUUCCUAUGAACAGAAUAAACCUUCAGACAGUUACUUACCUCCUCCUGCUAGUCCCACUGCUGGACAACAAUCUUCCUCGUCCAGCUACGGUUCGUCUUCUUCCCCCCAACAACAGCCGGCCAACAGUUACUUACCUCCUCCACCCGUUUCUACUGCUAACGCGGUUUAUUCAUCCGGUGCUGCUGGAUCAUCUAAUUACGGAACUCCUGCGACACAACAAUCUUCUUCAUCAGGAUACGGAUCUUCUCAAGCAUCUGCAGUUUCCUACGAAGAGCCUGCGGCUGCUGUUUAUCAGGCACCUGCUGGACAAGGAUCAUCCAACUAUGGAUCUGUAGCGCAAUCAUCUUCAGGAUCAGGCUCUUCACAAGCUCCAACAGUUUCCUACGAAGAGCCUUCCAACAGUUACCUACCUCCUCCUCCUCCUGCUCCAGCUGCUUCUUAUUCAGCUGGAUCAUCCAACUACGGGGCUUCAUCCCAGCAAUCUCCUCCAUCAGGUUACGGCUCAGCGACUGCAACAUACGACACGAAUAACGUACAGAAACCUGCCGACAGUUAUCUACCACCAACUGCCACUUACCCACCAGCUGGAGCAUCGACCCAUUACGCUGCAGCCCAGCAGCCAGGUUACGAAAGUUCAUCGACCGCCUACGAGAACAAACCGUCGGAAAAUUAUAUGCCUCCAACCGCAGUUUUCCAACAAUCGCCGUCCAGUGCGUCCGCAUAUGGAACUUCAAGUUACCAAAAGCCAAUUUCUUCCAGCCCAGCAGCCGACAGUUACAGCAACAGGAAAGGAUCUGUGGAUGAGACCUCUUACAGCAUCGGGGAGGGUCAAUUGUUUCACGGUGAUUACCGCCAACAGCAACAGAAAGUAGCAUCGUCAACGGCUUCGUACGGUGAGGAUAGGUCGACUUUCUUCUUUGGAAACAAUAAUCAACGUUCUGCUUCAUCGUACGCCGCAGGUGAAAACAAUGUUGGUGCUGCCAAAUAUCCAGCUGCUAACGCUCUGGGAGCCAGCACAAGGGCAAAUAGUCGAGCUCGAUCUGUCGUCUAUUCUCCUGUAGGAUGGCGUUUGUAUUAAGAUUGAAUUUUUUUUUUUUUCACGUGAAAAAGCAAGACAAACAAGAAAUGCCAAUCGCCAUUCGGGAUGACAAAACUCAAUCCCAUUCUUUGAUAAAGCUUAUUCAUUUCUAAACAGUAGAUUAUAACAAGGCUUAUUAAUUCGAACUUUUAUGCUAAUCGAAUAGUUUACCCAUUUUCCAUCAUUUAAUCAUCGAGUACUUUUGCUGACAAAUUCACUCAAUUACAUGUAUACGUAAAAACUGUCGAAAUAUAAAUACACAAGUGCUCAGCA
This is a messenger RNA of Daphnia magna, 3139 nucleotides long. RefSeq names its product pro-resilin. Gene Ontology annotation, cellular component: extracellular matrix. NCBI's taxonomy places the organism in Eukaryota, Metazoa, Arthropoda, Branchiopoda, Diplostraca, Daphniidae. The record is from RefSeq and is a predicted model, not a curated record.